This is a messenger RNA of Haemonchus placei, 510 nucleotides long. The record is from the annotation of a GenBank genome assembly. NCBI's taxonomy places the organism in Eukaryota, Metazoa, Nematoda, Chromadorea, Rhabditida, Trichostrongylidae.
AUGGUAACUUUAUUAAUUCUGCUACCACUACUAGCUAUUCAUUCUUUCGCAUAUUACGACAAAUAUCGAGAAAUUGUACGUUCACUGGAUGAGUGGGAACGGGCCCUACUCCGCGACUUUGUUCGUGGAAAAGGACGUGGUAGUGUUUCACGAAUUCCGGUCGAGUUACUGAACGAACCGCCCCCAGAGUUAGAUGCAAUGCAUGAUGAUAACUUCGUCUCGUUUAUGGCACCGCCAGAAUCAGCUCUUCGUGCAGGACCGAUGAUGAACGUUCCCCACGAGUCACUUAGGAGUAUUUCAAUUACAGCAAAACAAACUAAAAAACUGCGAAACUCAAAAGAAGAUCGACCUGUACCCCCAGUUAUAAUGCCUGCUUCAAAAGUUAGACGUCGACCUGUAACUAUGACGAACAGCACGAUUCAAAAAAGAAACAGGACCGAAUGGGAUGAGCCGACGCAGGAGACGUUUAGAGAGCUCUCAGGUCUACUUCAGGUGGGAACAGAUAAUUAA